Messenger RNA from Ochotona curzoniae (black-lipped pika), 1548 nucleotides. Its product is annotated as glutathione S-transferase Mu 1-like. Bases 43 to 795 code for a protein of 250 amino acids. Gene Ontology annotation, biological process: glutathione metabolic process. Lineage: Eukaryota; Metazoa; Chordata; Mammalia; Lagomorpha; Ochotonidae. The record is from RefSeq and is a predicted model, not a curated record. The transcript has 8 exons. Gene Ontology annotation, molecular function: glutathione transferase activity.
GAGAGGAGCAGGAGCGACUCCAAAACCAGCACCAUCAGUACCAUGCCCAUGACGCUGGGUUACUGGGACAUCCGCGGGCUGGCUCACGCCAUCCGCCUGCUCCUGGAAUAUACGGACACCAGUUAUGAGGAAAAGAUAUACACCAUGGGGGACGCUCCCGACUAUGACCGAAGCCAGUGGCUGAAUGAGAAAUUCAAGCUGGGCCUGGACUUCCCCAAUCUGCCCUACCUGAUUGACGGCACUCACAAGCUCACCCAGAGCAACGCCAUCCUGCGCUAUCUCGGCCGCAAGUACAACCUGUGUGGGGAGACGGAAGAGGAGAAGAUUCGCGUGGACAUUUUGGAGAACCAGGUUAUGGACACCCGCUUACAGCUUGCUGUGGUCUGCUACAGUCCUGACUUUGUGAGUGCUCCCACUGGAUCUGACCUGGUGGGGGGCAAGAAAACUCUCUCCCUCAACUUGGCGUCUAUGGCUGCUGACACCAAUUUGCUCCUUCAGGAGAAGCUGAAGCCUGACUAUCUGAAGGGCCUCCCAGACAAGCUGACACUGUACUCCCAGUUCCUGGGGAAGCGGCCCUGGUUUGCAGGGGACAAGAUUACCUUUGCCGAUUUCCUCGUCUAUGACAUCCUGGACCAAAACCGUAUAUUUGCUCCUGGUUGCCUGGAUGCAUUCCCAAACCUGAAGGAUUUUGUGGCUCGAUUUGAGGGCCUGCCGAAGAUCGCUGCCUACAUGAAGUCCAGUCACUUCAUCAGAGUGCCUAUAUAUUUGAAGCUGGCCACCUGGACAGGAAAAUAGGGCUCUGGAGUGAGGUGGGAGGGGCUUUGGGGAGCUCAGGCCCCCAGCCCUGCCUCAGCCUUCUCAGUUCUCUUCUUCCUCUUCUCUUCAACCUGCUGCCCCCUGUCCUCUACGCCAGCCCCUCCCAUAGAAGCCCUGGCCCAGCCUCAGUCUGCCCUCUUCUUCAGCCACGGCCCCUGUGCUGCUCCUCCUGCACUGAGGCCAACUCCACAGCCCUGUCUCUUCUGUGAGGGGCUGAGUGGCCCUAAGCUCUGCAAACAGCCAGAGCGGUUGUUGGGCCUGUGUUGACCAUGCUAACCAGUGAGGUCUCCCUGGCACUGCCUGCUCCCUAGAAAGCCUACACCUCAACCUGGGCCUGUCCUCUUCCCUGGGAACCCUGGCUUGGCACUGACUUUGCUGGAGUGUGGGGAUUGUCUUUGUUCUAUUGCCACAACAUGGCCUUGGGAGCAGGAUGCUAUAUGUGGAUGUGUCUGUUGAUGGGUUUCCAUGAUGUUUGAUCAUUUCUGCAUGCUCUAUGUUGCUCUGUUCCUCACCUUGGGUCCCAACUUCUCCCUGGCUCCUUGUUCUCACAGCAUGGUGCCAGGACUUGAAGCAUCCUACAGCUGGGCCCUGGUAGUGAGAGCUGCUGGACUAAUGGGAAGUGGUUGGUGGUCCACAGGAAUACCCCACUGGAACCCCUUUUCAGAUUCUUUGCCUGACAUAGAUAAUCCUUUUCUACAUUUUCAGGAUGCCUCUUAAUAAAAAAAAAAAAGU